Molecule: messenger RNA, 1446 nt
Organism: Ctenocephalides felis (cat flea)
Lineage: Eukaryota; Metazoa; Arthropoda; Insecta; Siphonaptera; Pulicidae
Product: neuralized-like protein 2
Exons: 4
Coding region: 383-1156 (257 amino acids)
Biological process (GO): intracellular signal transduction
Molecular function (GO): ubiquitin protein ligase activity
Source: RefSeq, a predicted model, not a curated record
CAUGUUUAUCUACACAUAAACAUAACAAUAUGUAAUUAACUUAAACGCAAAUAUUUAUGUAUCUCAUAGUCACUUAAUUUAAUAUUUUGUAAGUGUAUAUACAUAAAUAUUUUACAUAAAUUUUUAUAUUAAUAUCUUUGGUUUGAAGACAGGUGUCAAACCAUUACAAAACUGCCAAAACUCAAAUGAUAACAACUGUUGACAUUAGUGAAGUAUGGCACUGAAAUAUAUAAAUGUUUAUUUUAUUAUUACCACUCUUCUGUUAUAAUUUCUCAUGAUUAUACUAUAAUUUUCGAAACAUGAAAGGUUUUGUUAAUUAAUAUUAAACAAGAUAAUUUUUUGAUAGCAUUUUGCAAAAAUAUGAAAUAAUUUCUUAUUAACAAUGGUGUCCAGAUUUCACCCAUAUCAUGGUGCUAAUAUAGUUUUAUGUGAAGAUAAUACAGUAGCAUAUCGUAAAACUAGCUUUGCAAAUGCUCUAACUUUUAGUGAAAAACCUUUAAUGCCUGGAGAAAUAUUUCUCUUACAAAUUGAAAAAAAUGAAAGAGGUUGGAGUGGACAUAUGCGUCUUGGAUUAACACAACUCGAUCCUCAAACAGCUGCGAGUGAUGGUGGAUUACCACAAUAUGCUCUGCCAGAUUUGGCAAACAUGGGCACAUCUUGGAUAUAUCCAAUAACAAAGACGCAUAAUAAUGUAUUGGGAUACGCCAAUCCUACUAUGAAUGGUGAAACCCGAUGCUCAGUUCUCGGACAUGGGCAUAAUGUUCACACAUCUAGAGGUGUCAUACCCAGAAGUAGUCUUAAGCCUUUGGCUAAAGGUGGCAAACCUCAAGAUAUUUUACCAACGGAUACUGGUAGCAGAAUUGGAGUAAUGUACGUUGUAUCAGCAGAUGAUAAAAGUUUAGCUGAAAUGCAUUUCAUAAUAAAUGGGGAAGAUCAAGGUGCAUGUACAAGAGACAUUCCAUAUGAUACUCGACCACUGCAUGCUGUAGUUGAUGUUUAUGGAACUACUAAAGAAGUCAAAAUUGUGCAGUUAUAUGGAGUUACAUCUCUUCAAAGCGCUUGUCGAGAGGCUAUUCUUCAACACUUAAAUUCAAGAGCUGUGAAUACUUUACCUUUGCCUGAGAAAUUAAAGAAAUAUUUACUAUAUAGAUUGUAGUAAAUACUCUAAUAUAUAACAUAAAAAUAACAGAAAACAAUUAGAAUAAUAUUUGAUCUGAUUAUUUUUAAUGCAUAAUUACCACACAAAAAUAAUUAUGCUCUGACUUUUAAUGUACAAUUAUAUUUUGUUAGUGUAUAUUAUUACGUUAUAAAUAUCUGAUGAUCAGCAACAGUGGAGAAAUUUGUAUUGAAUGUAAAUAUAAUAAUGUCCUAGUUCAUAACAUGAAUAUGUAUCUAGAAUUGUACCUUUAGGUAGAAGCCAUUCAUUGAUUUAAUACAAAAUCAAGC